AUGAUUUGUUUUGCGUUUCAGGACAACUAUGAUAAACUAAACACUGCGUUUGCUGGUUCUGACCACUCAUGGACAUCUCUCACAGUGGAGCUUUGCACUUCCCUAGAAACUGCAAACAGGUUGGUCCAUGCUACCACCAGAAAUGCUAGAUUGUUGUCAGAGAAGGUGGAAGAACUGGAGAAAAUAGUGAAAAGAGGAGACUCUGCAGUAGCAGCUGCAAGAACAGUUCAUUCUACGGUUAACAAGAAAGGAUAG
This is a messenger RNA of Thlaspi arvense, 255 nucleotides long. Lineage: Eukaryota; Viridiplantae; Streptophyta; Magnoliopsida; Brassicales; Brassicaceae. The record is from the annotation of a GenBank genome assembly.